Olea europaea var. sylvestris is the source of this 732-nucleotide messenger RNA. RefSeq lists its product as uncharacterized. The record is from RefSeq and is a predicted model, not a curated record. The transcript has a single exon. NCBI's taxonomy places the organism in Eukaryota, Viridiplantae, Streptophyta, Magnoliopsida, Lamiales, Oleaceae. The coding region runs from base 188 to 448 and encodes 86 amino acids.
AAUGAAAGAAAGAAGUUGAAGGACCAAAAUAAAAUACUCAGUAUAUUGGGGACCUAAGAUACAAUAUUCUCAAAAAGUAAAAUUUUGGCGUUCUCUCCUCGAAUCCCUCGUUCCCCCAACUUCUCCCUUCAAACCCCAACGCCACCUCGUCUUGUAAAUUUUUAAUUGAUCGAUAAUAAAGAAAUCAAUGGAGAAUUCCAGGGUUGUGGACGGGUUUGCGCGGUGGUUCGGAACCAGUGUUGCGGCAGCGUUUUUUGCGUCGCUGGAAAGGUGCUCAUGCGUCAAUCUGACUACCUAUGACUCCGAUGAUGACGAUGUAGAGACUAACGACGGUCCUGUGAUGCUCACCACAGUAAAUUCCGUUAAUUCCACCUCCUCCUUCGCCUCCGCCACCACCUCCACCAACAAUAAUGCUGUUCUUCCUUCCGUCGAUAGCCUCCCUGUCUGACCAUUAUUAUCAUUCGUUUCACCCAUCGGUGAUUGGUAAAAUGUUUGCUGUACUCAUUUGUAUUAUCCUGUUUUCCUUUUUUCACCAUUCAAUGAUAAGGAUUUUUGGAUUUUUUUUUUUUCUCCAAUGAAACGGCAUUACCAAGCUGGUUAUGGGAUUUUUCUGGCUUGUAUUACCCUCCCUUGAUACUGUACUGUAAAUUUUUUCUAGAUAACGCACAGGCAAAAAUUGUGAUUUUUAUGUACCGAAAAUUGAAUGGAUUUUAUUAAGUGAUUCGAGUUUUA